Phalaenopsis equestris is the source of this 1952-nucleotide messenger RNA. RefSeq names its product calcium permeable stress-gated cation channel 1-like. The transcript has 8 exons. The record is from RefSeq and is a predicted model, not a curated record. Gene Ontology annotation, molecular function: calcium-activated cation channel activity. Lineage: Eukaryota; Viridiplantae; Streptophyta; Magnoliopsida; Asparagales; Orchidaceae. Gene Ontology annotation, cellular component: plasma membrane. Bases 1 to 1680 code for a protein of 559 amino acids.
AUGCAGAAAGGCUCGCUUGUCUUUGACUUUGGCUUGCGCACGAUCCCAACGGUUAACUACUCCUCUCAGGUUGUAUAUGAUGCCAACAAACUUUCGAAGUUGGUAGAAAAGAAGAAAACCAUGAAGAACUGGUUGGAUUUUUAUAAGCUAAAGUAUGAAAGAAAUUCAUCGAAAAAACCAACUUGCAAGACUCGUUUCUUCGGGCUCUGUGGUGCGAAGGUGGAUGCAAUUGAUUACUACACAUCAGAGAUUGACAAGUUAUCAAAAGAUGAGGUUAAAGAACGCGAUAGGCUUAAGAAAGACCCAAAAUCCGUGAUGCCAGCAGCAUUUGUUUCAUUUAGAACUCGUUGGGGUGCAGCCGUCUGUGCUCAAACACAACAGACCAGAAAUCCAACUAUGUGGUUAACUGAGUGGUCUCCUGAACCUCGUGAUGUUUAUUGGAGCAAUCUCUCCAUUCCUUUUGUUAACCUGACUAUCAGGCGGCUGGUAAUUGGAGUUUUGUUCUUCUUUCUUACUUUCUUCUUCAUUAUCCCCAUUGCUAUAGUUCAAUCUCUGGCAAACAUCGAGGGCAUCGAGGAAGCUGUUCCGUUUUUGAAGCCUUUGAUUGAAGUGCCCUUUAUAAAGUCAUUCAUCCAAGGUUUUCUUCCUGGAAUUGUUCUAAAGAUUUUUCUAAUCUUUCUGCCAAUGAUCCUGAUGAUCAUGGUCAAGUUUGAAGGAUUUAUAUCUUUAUCAUCUCUUGAGAGAAGAGCAGCCACAAAAUAUUACAUGUUUUUGUUUGUGAAUGUAUUCCUUGGAAGCAUUAUUGCAGGGACUGCAUUUCAACAAAUUGAUACUUUCAUUCAUCAGUCAGUCAGUGACUUCCCAAAGACCGUCGGCAUAGCAAUUCCACAAAAAGCCACAUUUUUCAUAACAUAUGUAAUGGUUGAUGGUUGGGCCGGAGUUGCAGGCGAGAUUUUGAGACUAAAACCUUUGAUAGUGUACCACUUGAAGAACAUUUUCUUGGUAAAGACCGAAAAGGAUAGAGAGGAGGCCAUGGAUCCUGGGAGUAUUGAAUUUAAUGCUAAUGAACCUAAGAUACAACUAUAUUUCUUACUCGGUCUUGUUUAUGCUGUCGUCACGCCCUUCUUGCUUCCAUAUAUAAUGGUUUUCUUCGGCCUUGCGUAUCUCGUUUUUCGACACCAGAUCAUAAAUGUCUACAAUCAGCAAUAUGAGAGCGCAGCAGCAUUUUGGCCAAAUGUUCAUGGCCGUAUAAUCACUGCAAUGGUUGUGUCUCAGAUUGUUCUUAUGGGACUGCUAAGCACUAAAGAAGCUGCUAAUUCAACGCCUGUCCUCAUUGCUCUUCCAAUCCUGACAAUAUGGUUUCAUAAUUUCUGUAAGAACCGGUUUGAAUCCGCUUUCAGAAAAUAUCCGUUGCAGGAAGCAAAGAUGAAGGACACAUUGGAACGCACAAGGGAGCCUAACCUGGACUUGAAAGGUUAUCUUCUAAAUGCAUAUGUCCAUCCUGUGUUCAAAGAGGUUGAAGACUAUGAAGAUGUCUCUGUAUUUGAUGAGGAAGACUACGAACAUAUGAUGGUUCCUACCAAGCGAACAUCUCGAAAAACUACGCCGGCUCCGAGCAAAUAUUCUGCCACAUCAUCAUCUUCGCUCCUCGAUGUUCAUGAAGAACAUCAUUUUCGAUAGGUCGGAAUGUUAUCAUCAAAGUUUGAUUGUGGAUGGGCCUUAGAACCGUGGGAUUUGCUUUGAGGUGAGUGUAAUAUAUGAGGAAUCCGCGAUAAGUUCAAUUGAUUUUAUACGAAAAGAAUUUGUGGUAUAAAAUUCAUGUCAAUUUUAUUGUUCUGAUGAGUCUCAAAGUCGUUGAAUUUAUGUUGAGAUGGUGUAAUAUAUGAGAAAAUAAUUAUGAUUUGCAAUCUACUAUUAAUCUCAACGUAAAUUCAACGGCUUUUAGACUGAUC